Messenger RNA from Oldenlandia corymbosa var. corymbosa, 2124 nucleotides. Lineage: Eukaryota; Viridiplantae; Streptophyta; Magnoliopsida; Gentianales; Rubiaceae. The record is from the annotation of a GenBank genome assembly.
AUUAAAGAAAAGAAAACAACCUUUCUCCGAGAAUCCAAUUAAUGGAAAAAAGUGGUCCUUUUCUGUUUUGGACAUCACGAGCGUCACGAGCCAUAUGAAAUGGAGGGAAACCAAAUCAAAGUUUCAAACCUAAACCAAAUUAACAUCAAAGUUUAACGUAAUUUCAAAGUUCAAAUGUUCGACCUUUUUUCCUCAGACCACCUUUUUCCGCUAAUAAUACAAAAAGAUUCUCUGUCCUAAUCAUCAUUACACCAUUAUGCUCUAUUGAAAAAAAGGAAAAUUCCACAUUUUGUCCAGCCUGAACAAAACCAACAUUUGUGUCUUGACUUUCUUCAAUUUUAUCGAUUUUCAGUUUCCCUCUUCCCUCAGGCAGGCUACCCAAACUCUACCAAUUCAAAGGGUUUCUUUCCUUGGUUUUUGGGGCCGACCCUUUAAUUUAAUUAGGGGGUGGGGGCCUGAGGAGAGGAGGAGGAGGAGAUGUCGAUGCAGAGCAGCAGCAACAGCGGCGGCGAGACCGGCCGGAGUUCCGCCGGGGCACCAGAUUUUUACUUGCCAGACGAGAUACUAUCGGUUAUUCCGACGGACCCUUACGAGCAAUUAGAUCUGGCUAGGAAGAUUACGUCAAUGGCCAUAGCUUCCCGGGUCACGAAGCUGGAGUCCGAAUCGGGGAGGCUCCGCCAGAAGCUCUAUGAGAAAGACCGGGUGGUGGUGGAGCUCGAGGACAAAGUGGCCCACCUCCAACAAGCUUUUCAGGAAGCGGAAUUGCGUCUCAAAAUCACUCUCGACGAAAAUAUGAAAUUGACAAAGGAAAGGGAUUCGCUUGCUCUCACUGCCAAGAAGCUUAGCAGGGACUUGGCUAAGCUUGAGACAUUUAAGAGGCAAUUGAUGAUGUCACUAAAUGAUGAUACUUCGUCGCAGGCUGAAACUGUUGAUAUUGUCACUUAUGACCAUUCCGUUCCAAAAGCAUAUGCUGUUAAAGAUGAGGAGGCAAAUGGCUAUACAUCACAACAUUCUUUUUCCACAAAGACAGAAAGUGCAGCAGGCAUUGCGGAUGACGCCACAAAGCAAACUGGGACAAAAUUUUCCUUGACACCAUAUUUGUCGCCGCGGCUUACUCCUACAGCUACUCCAAAAGUGGCUUCUGCUAAUGUUUCCCCGGGUAGGUAUUCUGCUGCAGUAUCUCCUCAAAAAACUUCUGGGGCUACCUCACCUGUAAAAAGUCAAUAUGAUUUCCGAGGGGGUUCACUUUCAUCAUGGUACCCAUCAAGCCAGCGGUCAUCAGCAGCAAACUCUCCACCUCGUGGGCGGCCUUUGCAAGGUCGUACUCCCCGAAUUGAUGGAAAAGAGUUUUUCCGCCAAGCCAGGAGUCGACUCUCAUAUGAGCAGUUCAGUGCAUUUCUGGCGAAUAUAAAGGAAUUAAAUGCACAGAAGCAAUCCCGUGAGGAAACACUGAGAAAAGCUGAAGAGAUUUUUGGAAUGGAUAACAAGGAUCUUUAUCUAUCCUUUCAAGGUUUGCUCAACCGGAACAUGCAAUAAAAGAAGGAAAUACAGGCAAAAGUUUGUUGUAGAUAAGGUAUUCUGGUUCCACAUAUCUCAUGUUGUUCUCCGGUGUAUAAUAUUUUACGUUUUAUCGUGGUUUGCUGAUGCGAAUAACCGAUACUGCUGUGUUUGCAGUUUUUGAGUUAAAGUUGAUCUGAUGCUUGCUCAAGCUGAAUACGUCUCAGCGAGAUAACCUUCACCACAGGAAUUUUUGUCAGAAAUGUGUUUCCUUGACGGAUUGUCGGAAUCAUUUGCAGGCUUGCCGUGUAAAUGGCUACUUUUAGGCCCCUUUACGCCUGCUUUGACGUUAUAGAAAAUGUAUUGCCACACUGGCCUCUCUAAAUUAAAUUGGAUUCUUUCUUUUCCAACCAUAACUGUUCCCGUCUUUACCGAUCAUAAUUGCUUUUCCCUAUCAGUCUAAUUCUGAACAAAUCGCAAUUUGAAUGACCAAACUAAUUUGAUCUAUGAAGUUUGAGGGAUCAAAUCAAUGGGAGACGCGUUACGAAGUUAGGGAAUGAUUUUGUGCUAGGAAAUCUUUAUUCUCGUUUGACUGGAAGGAUUUGUGAUGCCUUGCAAAUAACGAAU